This is a messenger RNA of Botrytis deweyae, 1146 nucleotides long. RefSeq lists its product as uncharacterized. The coding region runs from base 1 to 1146 and encodes 381 amino acids. NCBI's taxonomy places the organism in Eukaryota, Fungi, Ascomycota, Leotiomycetes, Helotiales, Sclerotiniaceae. The transcript is spliced from 8 exons. The record is from RefSeq and is a predicted model, not a curated record.
AUGGCUCAUGACCAAGAUCCGGGCUAUGUACUUGCAGCGGGUGCUACAUUUCUAGUCUUGUGUAUUGUAUUCGUGUUUUUGCGAAUCUUGACGCGAUAUCUGCAAAAGACUAGGUUGGGCUUAGAUGACUGGUUGACUAUUCCGGCUCUUUUAAUGGUGAUUGGUUGCUCAUUGGUUUUAAUCAUUGGUGUUGAAAAGAAAGUUCUCGCAUACCCUACUCCGCCACCCACAGAUCUUGAACACUCUAAUGACGAACAAAGCUUUAGCUUUACAACUGUGGAAAAGCUAGAAUGGGCUUUCUUCCUCAUGCAAAUUUUGUCCAUGGGCUUUACCAAGCUUAGUUUCAUAUUUUUCUUCAGAAGAAUAUUUUUGACUGGGCAUCGAUCCCAUUUCUCAAUAGUAUCUGCUUGUAUUCUGAUGGUUGUUGUAUUAUGGUGCUUGGCAUUCUUUUUUUGGUUCCUUCUAUCUUGCGGCAAUAAGUUUGCUACUAGAUGGACCACAAUCAACACACUUCACCACAACUGCCCAAGUGACAUUCAGAGCGAUCUUGCGCUUGCUAUUUCCGACUUUUUGACGGAUGUCAUGAUACUGGGUCUUCCUAUUCCAAUGGUCCUGAGACUGCAAAUGUCAACCGGUAGAAAGGUUGCGGUCUUAGCAGUCUUUGGGCUAGGGUCUAUAGCUCUCGUCGCAUCCAUUGUUCGGCUGGCUUUGUUCGUCAACAUCACUGGCAUUGCAUCGGGCAAGAUUAAGGAUCCUAAUGCAGAUAAUGAUUUACUGACAACGCGUUCUCUAUUCUGGUCGAUGUUAGAGUCGGGUCUUGCACUUGUGGCAUGUUGCUUGCCCUCUCUGAACUCCUUGGCUGGGCUACCUGCAUUUCGUUCAAUGAUUGACAGUCUUCGAAGUAUUGCUAGUCUUCAUUCAUCAUCUGAACAUUACAAAAUAAGCCAAGGGAAUGACAACUCCCAGCUCAAAGCUGAAGAUCCAUCCUCAGCUUCCCGAAAAGCUCUAGUGCCAGAAUCUGCUGAUUUCGCCGAGAUCGAGACAUAUGCCAUGGGUGAUGUACCAAAGAUUCAUCAUGGAAAAAGUUCUGGAGAAGACGUCAUUUGGGUUGAUAAAGUUGUAGAGCAGCGGAAUCAUAUUGUGUAA